GUGGAGGCCGCGCUGCAUUCCAAGUCCUCGAGGCGUUUACUCAGCUGAUAAAGCCAACUCCAGCGUGAAACUGAGGGACUCCAUUACCGAAGAUGCGCGCGCCCGUGCCAGAGCCCCAGCCUGGAGACCUGAUCGAGAUUUUCCGCCCUUUCUACAGACACUGGGCCGUCUACGUUGGCAAUGGAUAUGUGAUCCACCUGGCCCCACCAAGUGAGAUCGCGGGAGCUGGUGUGGCCAGUGCUGCGUCUGCGCUGACUGACAAGGCCACAGUGAAGAAGGAUCGGCUGUGCGACGUGGCCGGGAGAGACUGGUUCCAGGUCAACAAUAAGCACGACGACAAGUACUCGCCGUUGCCUCCCAACAAGAUUGUGCAGCAGGCGGAGGAGCUGGUGGGCCAGGAAGUUCUCUACAAGCUGACCAGCGAGAACUGCGAGCACUUUGUCAACGAGCUGCGCUACGGGGUCUCCCGCAGUGACCAGGUCAGAGAUGCCAUCAUGGCAGCUGGCAUCGCAGGAGUGGGCCUGGCAGCCAUAGGCCUCAUUGGAAUCAUGUUCUCAAGAAACAAGAAACAAAAGCAAUGACUUGAAGGGACUCUCUUGUCAGCAGUGAAUUUAUACAUUACGGGGGCCUUCUUUGCUAGAGGGUUUGAGGUUUGGUUUGUGGAUUUAUUCUGUUUUACAAUGAGGCUUAUUUUCACAGAAUAAAAUAAAGCCCAAUGAAGGAGGAU
Lipotes vexillifer (Yangtze River dolphin) is the source of this 727-nucleotide messenger RNA. RefSeq names its product phospholipase A and acyltransferase 3 (gene PLAAT3). NCBI's taxonomy places the organism in Eukaryota, Metazoa, Chordata, Mammalia, Artiodactyla, Lipotidae. The transcript is spliced from 5 exons. Gene Ontology annotation, molecular function: glycerophospholipid phospholipase A1 activity; A2-type glycerophospholipase activity. The coding region runs from base 93 to 581 and encodes 162 amino acids. Gene Ontology annotation, biological process: N-acylphosphatidylethanolamine metabolic process. The record is from RefSeq and is a predicted model, not a curated record. Gene Ontology annotation, cellular component: cytoplasm.